UGGGCCCGGCUGCGACGUGAGAAGCCGGCUCCGGGCGCCAGCCGGGGCGCUCGCGCCAUUGGGGCGGGUGGGCGGCGCGAGGCGAGUCGGGAAGCGGGUCCGCGGCGGGUGGCUCUGGUCAAGGCGGCGGGACGGAGCCCGGGCGGCGGCGCGUCCCACCCGAGGGCGGCUCUGGCUGAGGGCGGAGGGGCAGGCGGAGCGCCCGGGGCAGCGGCUGAGGCGGGACGGCGGCGGCGGCGGGGACCGCUGUCCCCGGAAGAGCCGGCCGAGAUGCUGGCGGAAAACCUGGUCGAGGAGUUUGAGAUGAAGGAGGACGAGCCGUGGUACGACCACCAGGACCUCCAGCAAGAUCUCCAACUUGCUGCUGAGCUUGGGAAGACAUUGCUGGAUCGGAACACAGAGCUGGAAGAUUCUCUUCAGCAGAUGUACACAACCAAUCAGGAGCAGUUACAGGAAAUUGAGUAUCUGACCAAGCAGGUGGAGCUUCUACGGCAGAUGAAUGAACAGCAUGCAAAGGUUUACGAGCAAUUGGAUGUCACAGCAAGGGAACUGGAAGAAACAAAUCAAAAGCUAGUUGCUGACAGCAAGGCCUCACAGCAAAAGAUUCUGAGUCUGACUGAAACGAUCGAAUGCCUCCAAACCAACAUUGAUCACCUCCAGAGCCAGGUGGAGGAGUUGAAGUCAUCUGGCCAAGGGAGAAGGAACCAGGGAAAAUGUGACCAGGAGAAAUCGGCACCCAGCUUCUUGUGUCUGAAAGAGCUGUAUGACCUCCGCCAACACUUUGUGUAUGAUCAUGUGUUUGCUGAGAAGAUCACUUCCUUGCAAAGUCAGCAAAGCCCUGAUGAAGAAGAAAACGAGCAUUUGAAAAAAACAGUGACAAUGUUGCAGGCCCAGCUGAGCCUGGAGCGGCAGAAGCGGGUGACUAUGGAGGAAGAAUAUGGGCUUGUGCUAAAGGAAAACAGUGAACUGGAACAGCAGCUGGGGGCCACGGAUGCCUACCGAGCUCGGGCGCUGGAAUUGGAGGCUGAGGUGGCAGAGAUGCGGCAGAUGUUGCAGUCGGAGCAUCCUUUUGUGAAUGGGGUUGAGAAGCUGGUGCCAGACUCUCUGUUUGUCCCUUUCAAAGAGCCCAGCCAGAGCCUGCUAGAGGAGAUGUUCCUAACUGUGCCAGAAGCACAGAGAAAGCCUCUUAAGCGUAGCAGCAGUGAGACGGUGCUAAGCAGCUUGGCAGGAGGUGACAUCGUGAAGGGCCACGAGGAGACCUGCAUCCGGAGGGCCAAGGCUGUGAAGCAGAGGGGCAUCUCCCUUCUGCAUGAGGUGGACACUCAGUACAGCGCCCUGAAGGUGAAGUAUGAAGAGCUGCUGAAGAAAUGCCAGCAGGAAGAGGACUUCCUGUCCCACAAGGCCGUGCAGACCUCCAGGGCCCUGGCCAAGGACCCGGCUGGAGUGAAUGCCCAGCCUGAGCCCAGUGCUAGCAGCUGGGAACUGGCCUCUCUUACCCCAGAGCCCAUUGGCUCCCCCACCACCACCACACCUCCAGAAUACAAAGCACUUUUUAAGGAGAUCUUUAGUUGCAUCAAGAAAACUAAGCAGGAAAUAGAUGAACAGAGAACGAAAUACCGAUCUCUCUCCUCCCAUUCCUAAUUGAACCUCCAGCUCUUCUGCUAAAAUGCCUGUUUCCUAUCACAUCUCUCUCCACUCAGACAAGUGUUUGUAAACCCAAAGCCUAACGUUGCUCAUGAUGUUUGCCUCAUUACUUUGCUUAUUUAGCAAAUGUGUACAUCGAGGAAAGAAGGUGGCUACUGAUGUCAGUUCUAUAAUCCAGUUCUGUUUAAGCUUCUCAGGAAAUCCCAUGACAAACUGGCCUCGGGCUGGCGCGCUGAUUAGGCUGCAGUUUCUUGAAAAGCCCCAGAACCAAUGGAGGGAAGAUCUAUGCUCCUGGAGAAGUCUGCCUGGAGUUACUAUAGUAUAUAGUAUAUGUAUUGUGUAUAGUAUAUUGGGGGGAAAGGGCAGAGUUGAAACAAAGUCAAGGCAAUUGUUGCUGCCUCCUUGCUUCUCAAAACUACGUAGAAGUCAGAUGGCUGCCAAACUGAAAUAUCUUUUGCAAACACUGUUGGAUACUGUGAAUUCAGUAAGAAUGUUCAGGAGAAAGCAGGAGUCUAAUCCAAAAUAAAUGGCAUUAACAAAUGCUCCAAGCCUUUGAGUUGUGUUACAUCUGCUACCAGUUGAACUGUGACUGACAGGUAAUCCUAAAACCUCUAAAUCUAAUUGAAUACCAAAUGGAAAGGGCAGACUCUGGUUUGACCAGCUUAGCUUGUUAGUAUCCACCCCCACAUUCAAAUGUUUUUAUGCAAAGCUAUAGUGAUUAGGACAGGCAAAUAUGUAAAUCUUUCAUUCCUUUCUUAAAUUCAAACUAAAAGGGCAAGAUCAAACCCCUUACUCUUACUGUGUUGUCGGAGCUGGCUAACCUGCCAGCCACAAGCUGCUCUUGCUCAGUUUCUUCAUUCCUGUAAAUGGAUUUGACUUGCUGCAGAAACUCCGAUCUGCUACUUUGUUAAACAGUAUUGACGUUCUGACUGUGGAAAUGUACUCACCCUCUCACUUGCAUACUUUUAAUUUAAAACUAUUUAAGAAAACCGAGGUUAUAGUAAUUGUAUAUAUUUUUCUAAAAACCAAAUAAAACUAUGAA
Messenger RNA from Equus quagga, 2686 nucleotides. It is a transcript of the gene CDR2, whose product is annotated as cerebellar degeneration related protein 2. Bases 271 to 1641 code for a protein of 456 amino acids. Lineage: Eukaryota; Metazoa; Chordata; Mammalia; Perissodactyla; Equidae. The transcript is spliced from 5 exons. The record is from RefSeq and is a predicted model, not a curated record.